Molecule: messenger RNA, 351 nt
Organism: Schistocerca serialis cubense
Lineage: Eukaryota; Metazoa; Arthropoda; Insecta; Orthoptera; Acrididae
Product: trypsin-3-like
Exons: 1
Coding region: 1-351 (116 amino acids)
Biological process (GO): proteolysis
Molecular function (GO): serine-type endopeptidase activity
Source: RefSeq, a predicted model, not a curated record
AUGGCAGGCAUCCAGGUCGCAGUGCUGUGCCUGCUGCUGGCUGUGCAGCUGCAGCUGGUGGAGCCACGGGCGCUGCGGAUCAGGUCGCGGCUUCACGGCUGCAUCAUCGGCGGCUCCGAAGCCAGCAUCACCAACUACCCGUGGACUCUGGCCCUGCUGUACGGCGGCUACCAGCAGUGCGGCGCCUCCAUAAUCGGAACCGAGUGGGCUCUCACGGCCGCCCAUUGCGUCAUCAAUUACAGAGCGCCGUACCAGGCGCUGUACACCGUGCGCGCCGGAUCCUCCAGCCGUAUCAGCGGCGGCACAGUGUUGGACGUGGCCGAGGUCUACGAACAACAGCUUCUCUGGUGA